AUGUCGUCGACCGUCUGCAUUCCAAAGACAUCACGCUGUAAUGACGGCUAUAUUUCAAAUGACACAGUCGCGCUUCCGCCAUUCAACUGCGAUGAAAUACUUAUUUACGACUCCUUCACAUUUACAGAUAUGUGUUUUUCGGCAUUUAUAACAGUUCCAGACUUAAUAGUGAAAGAUGGUGCUAAUGUUGAACUCACCAUCGGAAAGGACUAUAUUGAGUCGUUUGGGAAUGGGGUCUUUGAGAAUAACACACGAAUCACAUUAACUCUUCUGACAAUGUCGAAUCUUGUAUUUACUACAAUUCAAAUGGGAAACAACGUCAAAUUGUCUAUAAUGAACGAUUUCAAAAUUCAAAACCAGACCAUUGUGCUUGAACACAUGCAGUCGAUUGAUGUUUAUGGAAAUUUGGAAUUACACAACGUUACUAUAUCAAUUAAAGACUCUUCUUUAUUUGUGUCUGGAUCGUUACAAUUGACAAAGAGUGUGUUACUCACUUUUGGACAAUCAAGCAUUUCAGCCAAUUGUAUUUACUUGAAUUCAACUCAAUUUUCUUUUAACCAUACACUAUCAAUAUUUACAACUAUAAGCGCAGACAAGUUACUGUUUAGUGGGAAUUCCAAUGGUGAUUUACCUUCCAAUUUAAUUCUUAAAGUCGACAAAUUAUACUUAAAAGACGAUACUACAAUUAGUACCUCAUUGUUGUCAUCUAACAUCCGUACAAUCUCACUUCUUGACUUAAGUGAUAACAGUCGCCUAAAUUCAUUCAAUUUUGUGGCCAACUUAUCAUUCGUAUUAAACAUGUCCGGGUUUUCUCAAUUAGUUAUUCCGCAACAAUCAAAGUUUGUCACUUAUAUAAAAACAUCAACAUCACAUAUGUACGACAAUUCACUAAUUAUAUGUAACGCAACUUUCUCUGGAUUUUCCAUAUUCACAAUGCACAACUCUUCAAGAAUAAAAACAUAUGGUGUUUCUUUCAUUUCAUUGAUCGAUGAAUUUUAUAUGAUGGACAACUCCUCGAUUUACCUCUUUGGUUCUUCAUUUUUCUCGCCAAAUAAAAUGUGGAUGUCCAACACUUCGUAUCUGUCAAUCAAAGAGGCUUCAUCAUUUCUAUAUUUCUGUGAUACAUUCUUGGACUAUUACAAAGGAACUAUUGUGGAGAUGCGAGACGAAUCAAUUCUUGAAAUUAAUAUGAAAGAUGAUUUGCAUCAAAUAGAUGGAAUCUAUCAAGUAACUCUCUAUAAUUGGUCUCAAGUACUAGUUAAAGGUGAAGACAAAUACAAUUUCUAUAAAGUUGAGAUGUACGACAACUCUUUGUUACAAAUUGGUGAGAACAAAAAUGUCUCAAUUUGGGAACUGAAAACACAUGAUAAUAGUAACAUACAGUUCUUGAAUAACACCAGCACCACUAUUAGAUACCUUGAGACGUUUGACAACACCACUUUUUUAAUAGAUAUGGAUGCAUUUUUGUAUGAAAGAUGUACUGUAUUAGAUCAGUACUUCGACACAUGUUAUGGCUUAAUUGCAAAUUGGACUUUUCACUCAAUAAACGUCGAUUUAUUAAACAUCCAAAAUGGUAAAUCAAUUUUCAAUGUCUUUGAUGGAAUUGUGUCGUUCAGCGACACUAAUUUGACACACUUUAAACUUCCAGAGUAUAUGUGUGUGGACUUGAUGUCAUUUGCAAGUGAUGUGAAUUCAAUACCAAAGAUAACAAGGGAAGGUGUUUAUAGUGAUUUAGAAGGAAGUGUAUUAACUUACUGCCCAGUUAAUAUAUCCCAGGAAAGAGUUUGUAAAAUGAUCCAUCCCAUUUGGGAAAGUAAGAGAAAGUAUACAUACACUUUUCCAUUUGCACAGGUGCACUGCCCUUAUACUAAUUGUUUUGUCAAAACACAAUUCCGUGAGAUCAUUAUCGGAGACUUAGAAGUUCAAGCGACAUUCUUGUCUGAAGUAAAUAUCACUUUGACAACAUCUACAAAAACGCGGAAUAUAUGUGGAAAUAUUGUGUAUGUCAUAUUCCCUCAGAAAACACUAUUUGGAGCAAGUUGUGACAAUUCAAAUUUUGUGAGAAUUAGUUAUACCAGUGAAAAUGGUAUGUAUGAGUACACUUCUUUGUGUGAGUUAAACAUCAAUCAAAAAGCAUGGGAAACUCUUUUAGUGUGUGACCAAUCAAUAGCAACACAAAUAUCCAUUUUGUCAGAUAAAGACAAAGAGUGGAAUCAAGAGGACAAGUCUGAAUAUAACGAAUAUACACAGAAAAGUACAUUUAAAGGUGUUUCUGAGACUCUUACAGUUGAUGGAGUUAUAUACUCUGUUACCACAUCUACACCAAUCGUUGUUACUUUUGUUGAUCAAAUACACCCAAUCAAUUUCUCUUCCACCGUCUCUACUCGGGUUGUUGUAUUAUCAAAAAUUGGUGUAUUUUUUGAAGGUCGAUUAUGUGAGAUUAUGGUUGUAUCUGAUAAUAUAGUUUCGUGUUUAAAUUCAGUUGUCAAUGAAUGUUUGCAAAACUAUUACUUCGACAUUGAACAGCACAAAUGCCUAUCCUGUUCAUUUGACAAUUGUAAUAUUUGUAAUCAAAACAAGUGUUUGUUAUGUGAAAACCAAUAUAUACUCCAAAACACAAGUUGUAUUGCAAUGCCGAGUGGGUGUCUCAUUGCAUCUGGUAACAUAUGUCGUAAAUGUAAAACGGGAUACUCUUACAAUGACGGUGUAUGUGAGUCAACACCUUCGAUUUUGAAUUGUUUAGUUAUACGAUCAAACAAGUGUGUCCAGUGUUGUUCAGGACAAGAUAAGUAUAUUUUAGUUGAUGGGGUAUGUGUAUUGGCUACCAAUGCUGUCACAGUAAAAGUGUCAUCUAUCAUCUUAUGUGAAGAUGGCUAUUUUAAUAAUGGGAACGUGUGUUCUCCAUGUGAUGUUAUUGUGUCACAUUGUUUGAUAUGUUCAACACUAGGGUGUAUGGAAUGUGCAAAUGGAUAUUCGACCACUUCAAGUAUGACAUGUGAACCUCUUCAUUGUUUGUUAUUCGAUGCGCUUGAAACGUGUACCUUAUGUGAACAAGGUUAUGGACUUGACACCUCCAAUCGGUGUAUCAUCAAAAAGACGAAUUGUGAUAUUCAAAGUGGCUCUUCUUGUAAAAAGUGUGACUCGACUUAUUGUCUUUCGAAUGAUGGGUGUUAUCCAUUCAUCUCCAAUUGUGUUGAAUCCAAAGAUAUUGGGUGUGUGAGGUGUAAAGAUGGAUUUUACUUAAACGAGAAGUAUGUGUGUGUUCGCUGUGACGCAAAUUGUAAGACGUGUAGUACGCGUGGAAGUUUCUGCCUGUCGUGUUAUGAGAACACGUUUUUGAGUGAGUCGAAGUGUAUCAUUGCGGACGAAAUGCGAAACACGUGUUCAGCGUACACUAUAAAUGGUGUUUGUGUACGAUGCCACGAUAGAUAUUACUUGGAUAACACCACUUGUUUGAGUUGCUCGGAAUCUUGUGCCACGUGCAAUCGCGCCAACUCUUGUUUGGUGUGUAGAAGUGACAUGUUUAUGUCAGUCAACGGGGUGUGUCUUCUUCAAAGUGAAGUUAAAGGGUGUGUUGGUAAUAUUUCAAUCUCCCAUGGGUGUUUAGAGUGUGCGACUGGAUAUUACUUAAAGAAUAGGGUCUGCUAUGUAUGUGCUUCUGGGUGUUAUUCUUGUACUGACACAAACAUUUGUCUGAAAUGUAAAGACGAUUUUGUGAUGAAGAAAAUGGAAUGCGUUUCGUAUCGAACAAUAAAUCACUGUACGAGUGCAAUUGAUUCAAGAUGUACUUCAUGUGAUUUUUGGCACAAUCCAGACGUCAGUGGCUUAUUUUGUGUCUCAAGUCCAGUGUGGUGGGUUAUUGUUUUAGUCAUCAUUUUUGGUGUCUUAGUGAUAGUCAUGAUUGUGUUAACACUCAUUUGUAUUGUUGUCACAGUGUAUAAAAAAAGUGUUGCAACGCUACAAAUGGAGAGUCAAAUAUACUCCAUUAAAGACAACACGAGUUUGACUCAUGUAUUGUGUUCCAAAAUAUACACCGACGUUAAAGAACUCACAUUUGGCUCUGAAGAGAACUUACUUCCAGUCAAAGAAACCAUUGCAUGCCAAUUCAUAAUCGGCAACAAAAGCAAAAAUAAGACGUUGGUUCAAUUAAAAGGCAUUAAAAAACCAUACAAGUACACGGUCAAAGUCCAACCAGAAGUUGUAAUUCUUAAAAACAAUCAAGGCUGCACAUUCACUGCAUUUAUUAGUGUCAAUUGUUCGUGUAAAGUGGUCGACCAUAUCUCCAUCCUCUUUAACGACUUCCAAACAACUAAAAAUCACUAUGUGACAAUUCCAAUACAUGUUGAGACAAUAUUAACGACUUCAUUGGACUCUAAUGAAGUUACUAUGGCCAGCGAAGUAGGAGAAGGAAAUUUUGGACGAGUAUUCAAAGGUACAUUUCGAGGCAAUGAAGUUGCUGUGAAGGUCUUAAAGCAGUUUAAUAUCGACAAAAUAUCAUUGGCUGAAUUUAAGAAGGAAGUUGCCAUGUUAGACAAAAUGCGAUGUGACCAGAUCAUUCACUUUUAUGGGAGUAUCCGUUCAAAACAACUCAUAGCAAUCGUGACUGAAUUGGCCCCCUAUGGUUCCCUUCGCGAUAGAUUCGAGUCGACAAAUGAGUGCCAGCCGCCUAACACAUUCAAAUACAAAGUUAUGGAUGACAUCGCAAAAGCUUUGUUUUAUUUGCACAAUAAUGGGAUCAUGCACAGAGACGUGAAACCAGACAAUAUUUUAAUGUUUGAACUCCACGAAAUCACUGAUGUUAAUGCAAAGCUCGCUGACUUUGGAAUGUCAAGAAAUAUCAAUAUGCUGAUAACUGGAGUGACGUUCACAAAAGGUGUUGGCUCUCCCAUAUACAUGGCUCCUGAAAUGAUAGUGUCUAACACUUAUAAGAUCGAGGCAGAUGUCUUUGCCUUUGGUCUGUCACUUUUAGAGUGUAUGAAGUGGCGCCAAGCAUAUGAAAAGCCCGAGUUCAACUAUAUGUGGCAAGUCGCUGACUUUGUUUCAAAAGGAAAUCGGCUCGAGAGACCUCAAAAUGUCGAUGAAGACAUUUUCGACCUCGUCAAGAUGUGUUGGAGACAAGAACCAAAGGAGCGCCCGACUAUGCGAGAGGUGUUAAAUAUUUUAGACACGUUCUUAAGAAAGGCUAAGUGA
Molecule: messenger RNA, 5190 nt
Organism: Entamoeba invadens IP1
Lineage: Eukaryota; Evosea; Mastigamoebida; Endamoebidae
Product: protein serine/threonine kinase, putative
Exons: 2
Coding region: 1-5190 (1729 amino acids)
Biological process (GO): protein phosphorylation
Molecular function (GO): protein kinase activity; ATP binding
Source: RefSeq, a predicted model, not a curated record